AUGAUUUUAAUCUUUUCUACAAAACGCACGCGCCACACGUAUGCACUUUACCCCGCCCCCAAGCCUUGGGGCGCCGCUAACGUCCCCAGGCACUUCAACGGCGCACUCAUGUACUCGGUCGUUUCUGAUCACCGUCUCUCAGAACCCGAGACGGGUAGAUAUGCCCCUGACCCUGUGCUUUUGUCGCUGCUCAACAGCCUCCCCUUUGUUUGCUUCUUCUCGGGGCUCGUCCAGGGCUCCCAAAUCAGCAAUAGAUGGGUUCGUUGGACAAAGCUGGCAGCCGUGCCUAUUGUUCAGUCUGAGAUGGUGUGCGCUGCUGUAAGGGGCUUUAUCGUAGGGACGUAUCAGCUCCGAUUGGGACCCCUCCGCUGGCUAUUGCUCCAAGAUCGUGACGAUGCCGUGCUCGCCUCGCUCAGACGACUACGUGUGGGCCGCUUCACAGAGGAGCAGAUCACGGACGAGCUAGCCAGCUUCCGCAACACGAUAAAUGUUGCCGCCGGCAAGGGAUCUUGGAAAGAGGUCUUCCAGGGCUCGAACCUCAAGCGUGCGUUGAUUGUCUGCGGUGUCAACGUCUUCUUCCAGCUGACUGGCCACAGAUUUGUGUCCGAAUACGGCACCAUAUUCCUUCGAUCGCUCGACACUUUCAUCGCGUUUUCCAUGUUGCUGAUCAACUCGUGCAUCAACACGCUGGUUAUAUUAACAACCAUGUUCCUCUCCGACAUGGUUGAGCGGGUACUCGACACUGUAGGCGGCAAGAAGGCCCCUCUGCCGAUGCGUGAGGGGAUAACGGAUAUGGUGACCUUAUUCGACGUGAGUUUCAACCUUGAUUGGGCUCUAUUGGCUCACGUGGUCCCGACCGAGCUUCCUACUCUGAGGCUUCGGAACAAGAUCCACGGCUUGGGGUCCGCCAUCAAGUAG
Messenger RNA from Pyricularia pennisetigena, 918 nucleotides. RefSeq lists its product as uncharacterized. The record is from RefSeq and is a predicted model, not a curated record. Gene Ontology annotation, cellular component: membrane. Gene Ontology annotation, molecular function: carbohydrate:proton symporter activity. Bases 1 to 918 code for a protein of 305 amino acids. Lineage: Eukaryota; Fungi; Ascomycota; Sordariomycetes; Magnaporthales; Pyriculariaceae. Gene Ontology annotation, biological process: transmembrane transport; carbohydrate transport. The transcript has 5 exons.